Vicia villosa (hairy vetch) is the source of this 1032-nucleotide messenger RNA. RefSeq names its product protein REPRESSOR OF SILENCING 3-like. Gene Ontology annotation, molecular function: RNA binding. Lineage: Eukaryota; Viridiplantae; Streptophyta; Magnoliopsida; Fabales; Fabaceae. The coding region runs from base 147 to 554 and encodes 135 amino acids. The record is from RefSeq and is a predicted model, not a curated record. Gene Ontology annotation, cellular component: nucleus. The transcript is spliced from 3 exons.
ACCAAAAUUCAGCGUAAAACCCUAAUCCCAGUCGUUCAACCUUCAAACAAACCUGAAAACAAAAUCCUUCUCCUCCAAAUCCAAGCGUAACCUUAGACCCUAUUUUUAGGUCACAGAACAGUGAAAGAGAACACCGCUUCACAAUCAUGGAGGUAGAAGAAAUCGAGAAGAAAGCAGUAAGAAUAUUCGUCGGCGGUUUAGGUGAAGCCGUAACCACCGACGACAUUCGCCGCCUAUUCGAAUCACUUGGCACCGUUCAAUCUCUCGAAACCAUCCGAACCAAAUGCCGCAACCUCGCUUACCUCGACUUCCUCUCCGAUCCUAAAUCCCUAUCCAAACUUUUCAGCAAGUAUAAUGGAUGUGUGUGGAAAGGUGGAAAGCUGGGACUUGAAAAGGCUAAAGAGCACUACCUUGAUCGGAUGAAAAAAGAAUGGGAAGAAGAUAAGAUUCGUAGUAUAGAAGCAUCGGCUACUGAGAUUACUACUCAAAAGAAGGAAUUGGUAAAGGAAAAGCCUAUUUCAAGGUUGAUGCACUUUGAUAGUUUUGGGUUGUAACGUGAGUUUCUUGUUUCUUCAAUCGGUUUAGGUUGAUGCACUUUGAUAGUUUUGGUUUGAUUAAUAAUAACGUGGAUUUGAUAUAACCUAAUUAGUGUUGUUUUAGAUACUAAUUAUCAUUAUCUUGUGAUGUGCUGAUGAGGUUUUGGACAAGGAGAAAGGCAAGAUUGAAUCUGGUGAGGUUCUUCACCUUGCAAGUGAAAUACGUGGAGAAGUUCACGUCCAUGACGAGGUUUUGCACGCUACAGCUCUGCAGCUACCUGAGUUAUCGUUUAAGGUGGAAAACCUGGGGGAGUUACUAGGAAUGUCCGUCUCGAGAGACCGGUAACGGAUUAUGGUGCUUGCAAACAUCAAUCAUCAAACAGUGAAAGUUUGCAAACUUAUGAGUUUUGCAAACUUUUCCUUGAAAUGAUAACUUACAGAUACUAGCUGCUUGGUGGCCAGUGGAGCACUCAAGGACAUAGCUGAGAUGCAGAAG